Messenger RNA from Columba livia (rock pigeon), 1923 nucleotides. RefSeq names its product leucine rich repeat containing 18 (gene LRRC18). The transcript has a single exon. Lineage: Eukaryota; Metazoa; Chordata; Aves; Columbiformes; Columbidae. The coding region runs from base 1 to 783 and encodes 260 amino acids. The record is from RefSeq and is a predicted model, not a curated record. Gene Ontology annotation, molecular function: protein binding.
AUGGCCAAGGGUAAAGGUCCAAAAGGAAAGAAGAUCACCUUGAAAAUUGCCAAAAAAUCCAUGCGGAUAUCUGCUGAAGGAGGGCGCCGUCUUGACCUAAGCAAGAUGGGCAUCACCACCUUCCCCAAGUGCAUUCUGAAACUGAAUGAUGUGGAGGAACUUGAUUUGAGCAGAAACAUGAUAAAAAAGAUUCCUAGCAGCAUUGAGCAGUUCCAGAAACUGCGCUGGCUGGACCUGCAUAGUAAUCAGCUUGAGGAUCUGCCUGAGGCAAUAGGUACACUUCAGAACCUUUACUACCUGAAUAUAAGCAACAAUAAGCUGACCACCAAAAAACUGCCAAAAGCAUUAAACCUUCUCAAGAACCUGCGUAUUCUCAACCUUGGCUUGAACAGUCUUGACACUAUUCCCACCAGUCUUGGGGCCCUGAAGGACCUUAAGGAGUUGGGUCUCUUUGACAAUGCCUUGACCACCAUCCCAAACAGUGUGAAAAACCUCCCCAACCUCAAGAAACUGAAUGCAGAUAGAAACCCUUUCCCAGAUUCAACAAAGGAAGAAGAGCCUGCUGACUCCAUCAAACGCAUAAAAACACUUUACUUAGUACAAGAGAAAGACCUGUGCUGUUCCUGCCUGCAGACGUGUCAGGACGAGAGACACAACAUGAACAAGUUAACAAACGUGACACCCAGCCCCUCAAAGAAGCUGAGUUUCCCUUUACUCCUUACACCCAAUUCCUCUGCAAAGGAUAACCAAGAAGAAUGGAGAUUAAGAGACAAAGAUCUCUGAAAUCUAUCAAGGCAUGCCAUAGACCAUGUCCCAUGAAGUCCAGUCCAAGCUAAUAAAACACAGACCUCUUCCUGCCGUUCUUUUAAAUAUCUACUCUGUUUUAGAAGUGGCAGAUCUGUUUGGUCUCUGAAAUGAAAUCCAAAACAGCUAGACCAGACAUAUAUUUGGGAAAGGGUGCAUUUGGGAAAGAAAGGACUAUUUCUGUUUGGUCUUGUUCCUACACAUUCUUCAUGUUUUUUGGUGGGCUUUGUGGUGUGUGUUUGUUUCUUUCUUGUGUGCGUGUGUCCAGUGAAGGAAUCUUCAAAAAAGAUAGGUUUUACUAGUAACUCCACUCCCACCACUAAGAGCCAAACAUUAGUCCUUUUCAUUUUCACAGAAUGAGACACAGUCAAACUAGCCCCACUAAACACCAUUUGGAGGAAAAAGAGAGGCCUGGGAACCUUCUGCUGUGGGUGGCUGACACCAGCCCCUCAGAGAACCUCAGACAGGCACUAUCAGUGUAGAAACCAUAAGCCCAUUCCAGUUCAGUAGAGGCAGACAACACAAAUGUUAUACUCACAAGUAACUAAGCAAUGUAAACACAAUGUUUAGAGCUAAACAACCAGUGGUCCUGUUUGCCAUCAAGGGACCAGACUCUGAACAAGCAAGUUCUCUGGGAUUUUGGGUGCUAUACCUGGGUGCAGUGAUCUCUAACUUGCAUGACACAGUCAGCACCACUACCUAUGCUCACAGUGUUUCAUCUGCAUCUGAGAUUCCCUCCAAGGAGGUACAGAAGGGAGAAGGAGUAGGGAAAAGAUUGCUCUUUUUAAAUAUCCUGGGCAUAUCACUUAGGCAGUUACUAAAAAAGUCACCCUCUUCCACAAUCUAAGAAUUAGCCAGUAAAUUGAUGAAAUCAGGUCUGGUGAGCUUUCUGUUCACAUGUGCACCUGAGUGCACACAUUCACUUGCUCAAAUCACAUCCCUAGGGCAGAGAGUGCUGACAGCCUGCAAACAGCAAUAUACAGGUAUAAGCAAUAAGCAGAUUAUAAAUGUAGCCAAGCAUGACAUGAGGAGACAUGAUGGCCGUGGCUGUAGUAACAUAUGGUGACAGCAAAUAUUUAAGUAUAUUUAAAUGAAAAAUAAAGUGCCAGGGGCAAAGAA